This is a messenger RNA of Drosophila bipectinata, 1408 nucleotides long. RefSeq names its product retinoid-inducible serine carboxypeptidase. NCBI's taxonomy places the organism in Eukaryota, Metazoa, Arthropoda, Insecta, Diptera, Drosophilidae. Gene Ontology annotation, molecular function: serine-type carboxypeptidase activity. The record is from RefSeq and is a predicted model, not a curated record. Gene Ontology annotation, biological process: proteolysis.
UGGGUUACCCUUUAAAUAAAGCCAGACAUCGCACUAUCACUAGCAGUUGAAGAUGACGCCUUUGCUGGUAACGUUCCUAGCCUGUUUGGUUGCUUUGGCCCAAGGUAAACCUGGUUACGGGCCGGGUGAACAGGAUUGGGGCUAUGUGGACGUCCGUCCCGGUGCCCACAUGUUCUACUGGCUCUUCUACACCACCGCCAAUGUAUCCAGCUACACGGAUAGGCCACUGGCCAUUUGGCUACAAGGAGGUCCCGGUGCCUCCUCCACGGGCUAUGGAAACUUUGAGGAACUUGGCCCGGUUGAUUUGUACGGCGAUUGGCGCAGCUGGACGUGGGUAAAGGACAUGAACGUCUUGUUUAUUGACAACCCCGUGGGCAGUGGCUACAGCUACGUGGAUAAUACGGCGUAUUACACGGCCACUAAUAACGAAAUUGCCCUCGAUCUGGUGGAACUGAUGAAGGGUUUCUAUAAGCUCCACCCGGAGUUUGAGAAAGUACCACUUCACAUCUUCUGCGAGAGCUAUGGUGGCAAGAUGGCUCCGGAAUUCGCCCUGGAACUUUACUAUGCCAAGGAGCGUGGAGAAAUAAAUAGCAACCUUACCUCAGUGGCGUUGGGCGAUCCUUGGACCUCUCCCAUCGACUCUGUUCUGGCCUGGGGACCACUGUUAAAGGAGCUCGGAAUAGUGGAUCACGAUGGGUACAAUGCCAUCCAGGAAGCUGCCAAUUUGACGGCUCAGCUUGUUGAGGAAGAGCGAUGGAUUCAGGCCACCUAUCAAUGGGGUAACACUCAGUGGGAGGUGAUGAAAGCCUCCAAGGGUGUGGAUUUCUACAAUGUAUUGAAGGUGACGGAGGGAGGUCGCUACCAGAGGCAUCAACGUAUGAGUCCUGAGGAACGACUUUACAACACGAUGGUUAAGUUCGAUUUGGAUGAGGAUCGUACGCAAUUACUGGAGGAUUUGAUGCGCGGACCCGUUGCCGAGACCCUGGGAAUCCCCUCCAAUGUGGUCUGGGGAUCGCAGAGUGGUAGCGUUUUUGACAUCCAUCGAACUGACUUCAUGAAACCUGUCAUCCACAUAGUCAAUGAACUACUGGAAAAGACACCCCUUAAGGUAGGUGUGUUCUCGGGUGGUCUGGACUUGAUCUGUGCUACUCCUGGUACCGUGAACUGGAUCGCCAAGCUGGAUUGGAGCAGGAGAAGCGAGUAUCUGGAAGCUCCUCGAAACGCCAUCUCUGUGGAUCGCAUUUUGGAGGGUUAUCAGAAGUCUGGGGGUAACUUCACCAUGUUCUGGAUUAACCGAAGUGGACACAUGGCCCCUGCCGAUAAUCCAGCUGCCAUGAGCCAUGUGCUCCGACAGUUUACAAACUUUGGAUAGAAAAUUUUAUUCACUUAGCAAUGAUGUAAUAAAAAA